ACUGCGCGGUUUGAUGCUUGUCAGGUGAAAUCCAAAGGAGAAAAAUGAAGCUACUCUGGGCAUCUGUCACUCUUUUAUUAGCGCUACUGUCUAUUGCUGGAAGUCAAGAAUACUCUUCGCAAGGUUCAAACCCAGCCCCCAACAAUGGAUAUGGCGCGGGGACCGGAUAUACUGAUGGAUACUACGACGGCUACGCUAAUAGAUAUAGUUACGAACAAGGUUAUCUAAUGGGGAGGCAAGAACGAGACAGAGGAAGAGACAGAUCUCGAGGUAGAGGAGGACGUCGUGACUACGAUCGCCGUGACUACGAUCGUCGGGACUAUGAUCGCCGGGACUAUGAUCGCCGGGACUAUGAUCGACAGAACUAUCAAUGAAGACACUUGAUUAUUAACAAUUUAUCAGAACAAAUUUGACCCUCAAUUUUGUGGGAAUUGUAUGCCUGAGAAGUACUCCCAAUAAACGAAUGAUAAGAACUGAGUUCUCAUAUUGGCUUCAAUGCGCUACGCUGAUAGAAAAAAUUAUUUUUAUUGAGAUGUUUCCUUCUUGA
Molecule: messenger RNA, 547 nt
Organism: Diachasma alloeum
Lineage: Eukaryota; Metazoa; Arthropoda; Insecta; Hymenoptera; Braconidae
Exons: 2
Coding region: 45-374 (109 amino acids)
Source: RefSeq, a predicted model, not a curated record